This is a messenger RNA of Parathielavia appendiculata, 1028 nucleotides long. RefSeq lists its product as uncharacterized. Bases 1 to 624 code for a protein of 207 amino acids. Lineage: Eukaryota; Fungi; Ascomycota; Sordariomycetes; Sordariales; Chaetomiaceae. The transcript has 2 exons. The record is from RefSeq and is a predicted model, not a curated record.
AUGUCUCAGGCAGUCUUCGUGUGCGGCACGACGGGCAUCCAGGGCGGCGCAACCGCGAGGGCCCUCCUCACCAAGGGUGUCUCCGUCCACUCCGUCACACGCAAUGCCUCGUCAGCCAGAACCAAAGAAAUAACCGCCUUUGGCGUCAAGUUCUGGCCCGGCGACUUCGACAGCGAAGAGGCUCUCAAAUCGGCCAUCGCUGGGACUUCGUCAAUUUUCCUUAACUUCUUCCCCGACUUCACCGACAUGGGCGCCAACCUGCGCCAGGCCAAGCUCAUCAUGUUGAUCGCUCUCCGGCAGGAGCCGAGCAGGUGGUCUACACAAGCGGCCUCGGCGCUUUCAAACCCGAGCCAAUGGGCCAUCCUCCGACCUGGCGUGUUCAACUCCAACCUCAUCGCCCCCGGAAUCGCACAGUACGAUGAAUUCGCUCGGACCGGCGUGCUCGAGACGGCCUGGAAUGAAGACGCCAUGUAUCAUGGUGCCGCUAGAAACCAUCGGCGCCUUCAGCAGCUCGGCGAUCCUGAUCCGGCAGGCUUCCAUGCCAAAGAAAUCGACUACGCGGAUGAACUCGCGACCCCGGAGGACGUCCGCAAGAAGCUGGUUCAACGGCUGGCAAGCAGCUGAAGGCUAGACGCACAGACCCAACGAUGUCUAGGUACAUGUCUGAGGAGGAUCGAAGAGACCAAAGCACAGAACCCCUUCGUUGGCGGCCAAGUCUUGACUCGUGAGCUCUGGAAGCUGGUUGACACGAACCGCGUGCGUCAGCUGGGAAUCUCAGCACCUUCGACCGGUUCCUCGACGAGUACGGAUUACAAGGUGAUGUUGUCGCGACAUUUUCUGAGGCGCCUUGGAGGGUUCUCUUGCGCUGCUGCAUGCCCCAAGUUGCCAUUCUCUCGUUCCUAAGCUUUUCGAAUUCGGCGGAAAAUAAUAAAUGAAACAAUUGAGUUAAAUAUCGAAGAACAUUGUCUUGCACUUGGUUGCGUUUGAUGCCUCGGUGUUCGUUUGCACGAUUCGAAGGGAACACCGGG